AACCCUCAGCAGUUAUAGUCUCUAUUCAUUUGCCCGUUUCUUGUCCACCAACUAGAUUCCUGUGAUCAUGUAGAGUGUUAUCCACAUCCUCCAAUUGGAGCUUAAGCCUACGCUUGGGCAUUAAAUUCCCAUUUAUUUUUUCAUUAUGACUGUUGCACAUUUGAAGAAUUUAAAAAAAACCUGAUAUUUUCCUUUUGGGCUGUGGCCAUUUUGAUCGCUUCUUCACUUGCCUAAGCGCAUUAGAUUCUUAGUUGCUUUCAUAACAGUGCAUAUGGGCUUUUUUCCCCCUAUGAAGGAUUGAGGACCUCCGCUGUUGAUUUCUGGAGUUUUCUGAUUUGGGUUCUCCUCUCAUUCUGUAGCUUCCCUUGAGCUUGGAAUUUCCUCAGCAUGACUCCAAGCACUAGCUAAAAUCCUCAUGAGCAUGAGAUGCUCAGUUGUCUUCAUAAAAGCGUCAUCUGGGUUCCCUUUAAUUGUUUUCUCUUCUCUCUAUGUGAAAGCUUGAAAGGUUGAACCUUUUCUCAUUUGGGGUUUGAAAAUUUAGAACCCGUGUCACUGUGACCAUUCAAAUUCUCACCAUUAGAAAUGGGUCCUGCUUCAGUUUGGCUGUCAUCGGUUUUGUGCUUCUUUGUUAUUCUUGGUGAGGGUUUGACUGCGAGCCAAAAUGGCACGAUUGCCCCCUCAAAGACUAGCGAUAUAAAUGUAGGGGCUCUCUUCACAUUCAAUUCAACAAUUGGAAGAGUGGCAAGGGUGGCAAUCGAGCUCGCAGUUGAGGAUGUGAAUGCAAAUCCCAGCAUUCUUGGUGGAACAAGGCUGAAUGUAAUUGCGCAAGAUACCAAUUGCAGUGGAUUUGUUGGGACAGUUGAAGCCUUGCAGUUGAUGGUAAAUGAUGUAGUCGCCAUAAUAGGUCCACAAUCCUCAGGAAUUGCUCAUGUCAUCUCUCACGUUGUGGAUGAACUCCACAUUCCACUUCUCUCCUUUGCAGCAACAGACCCUGUCCUCUCUUCCUUACAAUAUCCUUAUUUUGUUCGUACAACUCAAAAUGAUAUGUUUCAGAUGAAUGCUGUUGCUGCUCUGGUUGAACAUAAUGAAUGGAAGAAGGUUAUUGCCAUCUAUGUAGAUGAUGAUUAUGGCAGAGGAGGGAUAUCAGCAUUAGGCGAUGCUCUUGCAACGAGACGCUCUACAAUCUCGUUCAAAGCUGCGUUUCCUCCUAAUGCUGACAAGAACACAAUUAAUGACCUGCUAGUACAAGUAAACUUGAUGGAGUCUCGGGUUUAUGUUGUUCAUGUGAACCCUGACUCAGGUCUCAUGGUCUUUUCCGUUGCAAAGCAUCUUGGGAUGUUGGCUGGUGGCUAUGUUUGGAUUGCUACAGAUUGGCUUCCUUCGAUCUUGGAUUCUUCUGAGCCCACUGAUACUGAUACGAUGAACCUCAUUCAAGGUGUUGUUACACUACGUCAUCAUACCCCUGAUUCUGAUGUUAAAAAGAAAUUUAUAUCAAGAUGGAGUAACUUGUUUCGUAAAGGGAAUACCAGUUCAAAUUUGAACACUUAUGGGUUGUAUGCAUAUGAUUCAGUUUGGUUAAUUGCACAUGCAAUCGACCAGUUUCUUAGGGAAGGAUAUAAUGUUUCUUUCACCAGUGAUCCAAGGUUGCGGGAUUCAAAUGGCAGUUCGUUGCAUUUGGAUGCACUUCGGUCCUUUGCAGGAGGCAGCAAGUUACUUGAGAAAGUCUUGCUUACAAACUUUACAGGCCUAACGGGUCAAGUUCAGUUUAGUCCGGAUGGUAACUUGAUUCAUCCUGCUUAUGAUAUUCUCAACAUUGGUGGAACUGGUUGUAGGAGGAUAGGGUUUUGGUCCAAUUAUUCGGGGCUCUCAAUUGUUGCCCCGGAAAUACUGUAUGGAAAACCCCCAAAUACUUCUAGCAGUAGCCAACAACUCUACAGUGCUAUUUGGCCUGGAGAAACUAUUAUGAAGCCUCGUGGCUGGGUUUUCCCAAACAAUGGGAAGGCUUUAAGGAUUGGAGUCCCUAACCGAGCGAGUUAUAAGGAAUUUGUUGCAAAAGAUAGUAGCCCUGAUGGUGUUAAAGGCUACUGCAUCGAUGUGUUUAAGUCUGCAGUUAGCUUGUUGCCAUAUCCAGUUCCAUACACAUUCAUUCUAUUUGGAAAUGGGUCUAAAAAUCCCAGUUAUGGUGAACUUGUGCAAAAGGUCGCUGACAAUUACUUUGAUGCAGCUGUAGGGGACAUUUCGAUAGUAACAACCCGCACAAGGAUUGCAGAUUUUACGCAGCCCUUCAGUGAGUCAGGGCUUAUUAUAGUUGCUCAAGUGAAAGAGAUGAACUCAAAUCCUUGGGCUUUCCUAAAACCAUUUACACUAGAGAUGUGGUGCGUUAUAGGGGCUUUCUUUCUUUUUGUUGGAGCAGUAGUUUGGAUUCUUGAACAUCGGAUGAAUACUGAGUUCCGAGGUACUCCACGCCAACAGAUGGUAACAAUUUGCUGGUUUAGCUUCUCAACCAUGUUCUUUGCACACCGAGAGAAUACAGUGAGCACGCUUGGACGACUUGUACUAAUUAUAUGGCUCUUUGUCGUACUAAUCAUCAAUUCAAGCUACACUGCAAGCCUGACAUCAAUUCUUACAGUUCAACAACUUUCAUCGCGGGUUGAAGGACUUGAAAGUUUAAUCUCGAGUAGGGAUCCAAUUGGGUACCAGGUUGGAUCAUUUGCUAAGAACUAUAUGGUGGAAGAGCUCAACAUUGCAGAAUCAAGGUUGGUAGCCUUAAGCCAACCUGAAGAUUAUGCGAAUGCUCUUGAGCGUGGACCAAAGAAUGGAGGGGUUGCUGCAGUGGUAGAUGAGCUUCCUUAUAUCGAGAUCUUCUUGUCUAGGUUCUGUAAUUUCAAGACAGUGGGUCAGGAAUUCACGAAGAGCGGAUGGGGAUUUGCUUUUCCAAGGGACUCUCCUCUUGCAGUGGACUUAUCAACAGCGAUCCUAACCUUAUCAGAGAGCGGCGACCUCCAAAGAAUCCAUGACAAAUGGCUAACCCGAAGUGGUUGCUCAUCAAAAGACACGACUAUCGAUGCAAACAGGCUAACCCUAGGGAGCUUCUGGGGUCUCUUCCUUAUCUGUGGCCUUGCAUGUUUCAUUGCCCUUGUUGUGUUCUUCAUGAGGAUUUUCUGUCAGUACUACAGAUACAGUAAUAGUACAGAUGAGUCUGCGCCAUCGAGUCAUUCUCGGGCUCAAACGACUGAUAAGCGCCCUUCGAGGUUAAGUAGUUUCAAGGAUUUGUUAAGUUUUGUCGAUAAGAGAGAAGAGGAGGUUAAGGUUGCUAUCAAAAGAAAGCUUAGUGAUAAGCAGACUCAAUCGAGUCAGCGUGAAGAUGAGUUGCCAUAGGAACUAUAGGUUUAAUAAUGUAUAGUCUGUUUAAAUGAAUGAAGAAUAAGUUGUAUACAAAUUUUGCAUUUUAUGUACUAUUUCAUUGAUAGAAUUAGUUUACAAGUGUACAUAUAUACCAUGUUUUCUUGAGAGCCA
Asparagus officinalis (garden asparagus) is the source of this 3516-nucleotide messenger RNA. Its product is annotated as glutamate receptor 3.4-like. Lineage: Eukaryota; Viridiplantae; Streptophyta; Magnoliopsida; Asparagales; Asparagaceae. The transcript has 7 exons. The coding region runs from base 583 to 3378 and encodes 931 amino acids. Gene Ontology annotation, molecular function: glutamate-gated receptor activity; G protein-coupled receptor activity. Gene Ontology annotation, biological process: G protein-coupled receptor signaling pathway. Gene Ontology annotation, cellular component: plasma membrane. The record is from RefSeq and is a predicted model, not a curated record.